CGAUGGCUCAACCCUCCCGCCCAGUGGAGGUCCCCAUGUCCCAGCGGACUGAGGUCCAAUAUGCACCAACCCAACAGUACAACUCGGGGACUCGCAUCUUCCAGCAGCCUAUCUAUGCAAGCGCCAAUUUCGAGCAGUUAAGCUUCCACAAAAUCAAGCCUACCAGUGCUGCUGCGCACCAAUUCCAAGAAGGUGAAUUCGUUCCCUUGGGCUUCUUCGAUAAGGUCGACCCGGCCCUUUUCAAGCUGCCCGCCGGAGAAGUUGAAUGGUUAUAUGAGAAGCGCAGAACAGCCCAACAGAUCCUCCCCUUCCUCUAUCUGGGGCCCUGGAGCUGCCUCUCGGAAAGAGACUGGCUCAACCAAGACGGUAUCACUCUCCUUCUAGCCGUCCGAGACAGACGACUGGCCGUGGCGCGCCUGGUGUCCGGCGAGAAAGCCGCCGCGGACCUGGGCAUCGUGGCCGAUUCCGUGGAUAUCCAGGACUACCAAGAACUCAUAACAGCGCUCCCCCAGGCCAUCUGUCGCAUCAACGAACAUAUUGCCUCCUCGGCCCCUUUGGGCCUUAACGGACGCACCGAGAAAAAGGUCCUCGUUUUCUGUGAAACGGGAAACGGCUCGUCAGUGUUGGUGGUGGUGGCCUACUUGAUGGUGAUGCUGAACCUCGGUGUAGCACAGGCCUUACAGGUGGUCCAGUCGCAGCGGUUCUGCAUUGAUGUGGACGAGUCGGCAACGCAGCUGUUGCUGGCAUUCGAAGCCAUCAUUAACGCUAAACGGGAUGUCGAGAGAGUGCGCCGAGCAAGUUCCCUGGAUGUUUCGGUUCCUCCAAAAAAGCGAUCCCACGACCGAGAUACUGACGAGAACGAUGUCGAUGAGUACAUGGCUGUGGACGAGACUAGAAAACCAUCGGCGCCAUUUCAAGAUCGUCCUGCCUACUAAACAACCGAUCUAUUUCCGUGCUCCGCUGGUAGGAAGAUUGCAUUAGAGAAGAGGGCCAUGAGGAGUAGUUGGUAAAGACGGCUGGGUGGAAUUAUGGCUUCUUUUCUUGUGGUUUUCUGAUGUUCCCU
This is a messenger RNA of Aspergillus ibericus CBS 121593, 1063 nucleotides long. RefSeq names its product dual specificity protein phosphatase family protein. Gene Ontology annotation, biological process: regulation of ERK1 and ERK2 cascade; protein dephosphorylation; negative regulation of protein binding. Gene Ontology annotation, molecular function: protein tyrosine/serine/threonine phosphatase activity; F-box domain binding. Lineage: Eukaryota; Fungi; Ascomycota; Eurotiomycetes; Eurotiales; Aspergillaceae. Bases 36 to 935 code for a protein of 299 amino acids. The record is from RefSeq and is a predicted model, not a curated record. Gene Ontology annotation, cellular component: cytoplasm; nucleoplasm. The transcript has a single exon.